UAUAGAACAGAAACGAUGUGUGUGCAACACUUCUUCAUGGGAUAGAGAUCGGAUUGGUGCAAUCGGAGAGGAGAAAGUGAUGGACCAAUGACCAAACAUGCAACGCAACAUGGACUAGUUAGCCAAUCAAAUAAUAUACCUCCUUCCCCUUCAACCCCCUAACUACGUUGUUUAAUUUGUUUAAUACUCCAUUCUUCUUCCUCGCCGAGACAAGUUAGCUUAAUUAGCUAUGGGAUCGACGUCGGUCUCCACCGGAUCAGGAAGGCAUACAAAGACAUGCCCUCGUGGGCACUGGCGGCCCGGCGAGGAUGAGAAGCUACGACAACUUGUGGAGGAGGUUGGCCCGCAGAACUGGAACUCGAUCGCUGAGAAACUCAAGGGACGAUCAGGUAAGAGCUGUAGACUGAGGUGGUUUAACCAACUUGACCCGAGGAUCAACAAGCGGCCCUUCACGGAAGAGGAGGAAGAGCGGCUGGUGGGGGCUCAGCGCGUGCACGGCAACAAGUGGGCGCUCAUAGCGCGACUCUUCCCUGGGAGGACCGACAACGCCGUCAAGAACCAUUGGCAUGUCAUCAUGGCCCGUUGCCACCGUGACAAGGCGAAGAUUUUCAGGCGGAGAACCGGCCGCCACGACCAGAGUCAUCUUGGCGCCACUGCCAACUGCCUCCUCCUCACUUCCAUUUCGGCGCCGAGGGAAGCAGACAUCAACUUUAGCACAACUUCGUCGUUGUCGAAUUCUUGUUUUACGGGACUUUCGAGAACUCUUCCCGGUCCCAGAAUUCAUUUUCUACAACCAAAUGCAUAUGGAAACACUCGGCUCCACGACAUCAAGGGAAGUGCUCGUUUUGAUUCACACGGAUUCGACUCCGAGUUCGAUGGUAAACUGAUAAAUGGGUGCGGAAUGGAUGCAGGCGAUGGGUCGGCUGGUCGAAGAUUUGAGCAAAAUGAGGAAAAUCAUCUAAGAAAAAGCGUUCCCUUUAUAGACUUUUUGGGGAUCGGAGUGAUAGAGUAGUUUUUGAUCAACUCCAUGCAAAGGUUAUGAAUUCUUCAAUAUUUUGGGCGUUGCUUUGUUUUAAAUGGAGUCUACAAGUAACGAAAAGUCCCAAUACAAUUCAUGGCAAAUUUAAACUAGCUAGUUUUGACGUGCACAA
Molecule: messenger RNA, 1151 nt
Organism: Zingiber officinale
Lineage: Eukaryota; Viridiplantae; Streptophyta; Magnoliopsida; Zingiberales; Zingiberaceae
Product: transcription factor MYB56-like
Exons: 2
Coding region: 230-1012 (260 amino acids)
Biological process (GO): regulation of DNA-templated transcription
Cellular component (GO): nucleus
Molecular function (GO): RNA polymerase II cis-regulatory region sequence-specific DNA binding; DNA-binding transcription factor activity, RNA polymerase II-specific
Source: RefSeq, a predicted model, not a curated record